GGGCGCCCGGGUGGCGGGCGCGGCCGCGCUGGCCAGCGAUCCAUGCGCCAGCAAUGGAUCCCGAGGCGCUGCUGGAGCUUGGCGAGCUGGAGGUGUUUACAGGUAUUCGCCACAAGGUGUAUGCCGGGACACUGAGCUCGAACGGCGAGGUGGGCGUUGUGGCCGGCGGCGGCGGCAACGUCUCGCUUCUUGUUCGUGGCGUCGGUAGAGCAGAUGACGUUGAUGAUGAUGAUGAUGACGAUGUGGGGAGCAAGCGCCGCGUAGUGACGGAGCAGCUUCACUCUGGAUGGGUCUCUCAAGUGGCGCUGAUGCCACGGGCGGGCUCGCAGGCCGGGCCACUGCUCAUUUCGUGCGCCAACGACGCAACGGUGGUGGCAGCGUCGCUGCCGGACCUGGUCCCGCUCGCUGUCUCGCGCGGCAUCCAUGAUGCUGGUAUCUACGACCUCGCGCUCUCGGGCUGCUCGAUGGUUUCGGGCUCCAAGGACGGGACAGUAUCGCACAGCCUUGUCGGCGACGACGGGGUGGCGAUCGGCAUCCGGCGGUACGUCAAGUCGGACGACGGGGCGGUGGUCAAGGCCGUGGCGUGGGGGGCGGAGGACGCGUUUGCAGCCGCCGGCAACGACAAGAUUGUUUCGCUGUAUGAUGUGCGAUCACCGCUGCCGGUGCUCGCCAUGGGCAACCUCCACUCGCGCGCUAUUAACUCGCUCGUGUGGUCGCCGCGGUCCGAGUUUGAGCUGCUGUCAGUCUCGUUUGGCGGUCGCAUCGUUGUCUCAGACAUCCGUGCGCCCGAAGCGCCACUCGGAGUUCUUCUCGCGCACGACAAGCAGGACGCCGGGUCUAAGAUCAACCACCCCGCGCUGUUUAACACGGGCGCGGCGCUGCUCACGCUCUCAGCGGCGGCGCCCAAGGCGCUGCUCGCGUACUCGCUCGUCGGCGGCAGUCGUCAGGCUGGCCUGGCGUACGCCGGUGCCAUCGCGUCGUUUCCCACCAAGCCGUCAGCGCUCUACACCGCACCGUACAACGAGGGGUGUGUAGGCAAGCGGCCGGUGGGCGGGCUGGAGGCACUGGUCACGUUUGCAUCGUCAGCAGUGGUGUAUGGCCCGGUCCGUCAGCAGCGGGCGUGAUCAC
Thecamonas trahens ATCC 50062 is the source of this 1128-nucleotide messenger RNA. RefSeq lists its product as uncharacterized. Lineage: Eukaryota; Apusomonadida; Apusomonadidae. The transcript has a single exon. The record is from RefSeq and is a predicted model, not a curated record. Bases 54 to 1124 code for a protein of 356 amino acids. Gene Ontology annotation, molecular function: protein binding.